Brassica rapa (field mustard) is the source of this 2436-nucleotide messenger RNA. Its product is annotated as cytochrome b561 and DOMON domain-containing protein At3g07570. The record is from RefSeq and is a predicted model, not a curated record. Lineage: Eukaryota; Viridiplantae; Streptophyta; Magnoliopsida; Brassicales; Brassicaceae.
CUUCUCUUCAUUGAAUGCUCUUCUAUUUAUACUCUCCUUGACCCGCCUUUUCUACUUCGUAGUUGUUGUGUGUCAGAGGAUUGGUUUAGCGAUCAUCAUUGUAUUAUUACUUUUGUAGGUUUAUACCUAUGAUCGGCCGUCAGUACAGCCUACGUCAUUAGGCAUCUGUUCCUUGCGUGCGCGCCGAGGGUUUAUCGAUCCGGUUGGACCGGUCAUUUGUUAUUGGGCUUCUUCUUUCAUGUCCGACUCGUGAGUGGGAAGAAGGCCCAUCCUCCAACAGACACAGCCAAGGGAUUACAGAGCUGAAGUGCACCGAGGAUUGCUGACAACAAGAACUUCAAGUCCUAGACACCUUGUUCUGCUGAUGGAGAACUCAUUAGGCUAGUGGGGACCUGGGGUGGGGUGGGGUUUGGUGCUUGUUGAGAUAGCGGAACCGAUUAAUUAUCAAUGAUUUUUCUCUGUUUUCGGUAGAAUAAAGAAGAUUUAUUUUUGUUGUUUCAAGUCGUCUCCUCUGGUCCCCGAAAGUGUAAAAACCAAAAACCACAAGGUUUGAUAAUUAACAGUGACAUAACAUUUUGCGUGAUUGGUUUACAAAAUGCAUCGCUCCUUCAAAUGUAUUUCUCUCUUAAGAAAUAGAUAUGAUAUUGAGAGAUAGACACGGUCGUUUUAAGUCGAUGGACUUAGUAAGAUAGAAGAACGUGUAGAAGUAGUACAAGCAUUAAAAGCAGUACACAUUGUUGAAUUAUUCAACUGUUUCUGCUCACACUAUCUCACACACUACAUAUAUAUAAAGUCAUUUUCAUCGUAAUUAUUCUGAUCAUUCCAUUUAUUUCCUUUUACGUUCAUUAUUGAUAUUAAGAGAGGGAUAACGAAGAAGAUGAAGCUUUGUUCUGUUUCUUUCAUCUCCAGCUUAAUAGCUCUUCAGCUUCUACCUCUGUUCACCAUAGUUAAUGGUCAGCAAGCUACGGAUUCGUGCAAUUCAACUCUACCUCUCAAGGACCUCGCCUUCGACUCGCGCCACCAUCAAUGCGUGGAAGUUUGGAGAGUCCAGAAUUACAUCCUCCGAUAUGCUAGAACGGUGGAAAACACAUGGAGUUUCAUCUUAUCGGCGCCUGAUUCCAGUGCCUACAUCGGGAUCGGAUUCUCGACCACCGGUCAGAUGGUCGGAAGCAGCGCAGUGGUCGGGUGGAUUACUUCCGACAGCAGGAGCGGAAGCGCGAAACAGUACUUACUCGGAGGGAAAUCACCUGGUGAAGUGAUACCUGACCAAGGAGAUCUCAAGAUCAUCAACGGCUCGUUAAAGAUUGAGUCAGUGUCGUCGCGUCUUUACCUGAGUUUCCAGUUGAGGGCGGAGCUGCCGCGGGAGAGGCUUCUUUACGCUAGGGGACCUGCCGAAUUCUUCCCAUCUUCGCCGGACUUUAGGUUGAGAGAACACCAGUUCAUGACCACCACGACCAUUAAUUAUAAUACAGGACCUGCUACAUUUGGACCAUCCAUGUCUCCAGGUCCAGGGUCGUCCCCGCCUUCUCCUUCAUCUGCCUACGGCCUCUCACCGUCUCUUCUCUUCUUGUUCAUGGGCCUCGUAGCUCUGAAAUUUUACUAAUUUCCUUGUUUCAUAUUUUCUUUCUGUUUUCAUCCCCAUGUUAUCUAAUUCAUGCAUUGUUGAUUUAUAGUUAUGAGAGAAAUAAAACACAUGUAUUUGGCCUUACAUUGUUGUGGAAAAUUUUUGUGCGUAUUGUGAUUUUUUUCGUGUGAGAUUUACUUCGUAUUUUCUCAAGUAUUUUAUACCAUCAAUCUUUUUGUCGUUCUUGAAUAUGGAAUCGCAACACUUGUGAACUAAAUUCCCAAGGAUACAUUUUUAACGUAAUCUUCCAAGGACAGAAGUAUUCACCAUUUCUUGAUGUAAUUAACAAGGGGUUCUCUACUGUUUCUUUAAGGUAACUUGCUUCACACGACACAUGUUUUUACUUUUGUUCUAUAAAUAAAAAACGAAUUUAAACGACAUAAAUAUUUUAUAUUCAACUGCUUAUUGACACACACUCAUAAAACUUAACAUAUAUAACUCAUUGUCGUCGUCAUCAUCAUCAUGAUCUUCCAUUACUUUCUCAUGUAUUUGCGUCUUCUUGUAGGUUGAGAGAGUUGCGUCUUCUUGUAGGUUGAGAGAGUUAGGCUCCUGGAAGCUUCCAAGCCAAAAUUGGACCAGACUUGCAUGUUGUAAUACAGAACAUUCAGCUUUAUUAUUACAAGAAAUAAUGAGUACAUUUGUUUCCUUCUAAACUAACAACUCAGCGCACCAUCUGUAGUACAGAUCUCAAACUUUUCAGCUUGAAACCAAAUUUACACAAGACUUUAACCAUAACAGUAGAAAUCUAUUCACAUCCUAAACGACAGUACAACUCUACUCACAUGUAUCAAUUCACCAUUCGCUAAAAAAAA